AUGUUUGUAUCUUUCCUUCGAUAUAACCGAACGAUUUGUUCAUCGAGACUUAACAACAACUCUCUCUCUGGAAUAAUUCCUCUGUCACUAUCCAACAUGACUCAGCUUGCCUUACUUGAUUUAUCAUACAACAAUCUUAGUGCUCCCGUCCCAAGUUUUGCCGCAAAGAGCUUUAAGUGCAUCGUGGGGAACCCACUGAUCUGUCCAACGGGUAAGGAACCAGACUGCAACGGAACUACACUGAUACCAAUGUCUAUGAACUUGAAUAAUACUGGAGAUGGGCAUUACCAUCAGGAAGUCUCACUAGGAAACUUGAGGAGGUUUGGUUUCAGGGAGCUUCAGAUUGCAACAAAUAAGUUCACCAGCAAGAACUUAUUGGGGAAAGGUGGCUAUGGGAAUGUAUACAAAGGUAUACUUGGAGACAACACCGUGGUUGCAGUGAAAAGGCUUAAAGAUGGGAAUGCAUUAGGAGGAGAGAUUCAGUUUCAGAUAGAAGUAGAGAUGAUCAGUUUAGCUGUCCACAGAAACCUCUUAAGACUCUAUGGCUUCUGCAUCACGCAAGCUGAGAAGCUUCUGGUUUAUCCUUACAUGUCUAACGGAAGUGUAGCAUCUAGAAUGAAAGCUAAACUGGUUCUUGAUUGGAGCAUUAGGAAGAGGAUAGCUAUAGGAGCUGUGAGAGGGCUUGUGUUUAUACAUGAGCAAUGUGAUCCCAGUAUUAUCCACAAUUAUGCCAAGGCAGCUAAUAUACUUCUUGACGUAGAGAUUAUUCACUGUUGAUUACGAAAGAGGAGCUUCGGUUUUUAAACCAUACAGUUUCAGUGGCAUAAACCCCAAGAAAAAAAUUGUCUACUCAUUUUAUGUGAUUUGAGAAUUUAGACAAUUCAUAUUGCUAAUACAUGCUUUUAUACACGAGAUUGGCUCGGUCUGCUUUGACAAAAU
Molecule: messenger RNA, 939 nt
Organism: Eruca vesicaria subsp. sativa (arugula)
Lineage: Eukaryota; Viridiplantae; Streptophyta; Magnoliopsida; Brassicales; Brassicaceae
Source: the annotation of a GenBank genome assembly